Molecule: messenger RNA, 1362 nt
Organism: Brassica napus (rape)
Lineage: Eukaryota; Viridiplantae; Streptophyta; Magnoliopsida; Brassicales; Brassicaceae
Product: protein LEAD-SENSITIVE 1
Exons: 2
Coding region: 456-1220 (254 amino acids)
Source: RefSeq, a predicted model, not a curated record
CAUCUUAUGAAAACUACAAGACUGAUGGGGGCUGGUAUUAUUUAUUUGGACUUCUUUUUUUUUGAAAAAAAAUAUAUAUUUGGACUUGACCUCCCAAAAUAUAUAUAAGCAAAAAACAAUGUUAAAAACAACUUUAUAAGCAAACUAGAAACAAUCUUAUACCAUUAUUUUGGGUUAUGAGUCUUAACACUUAUAGUGAAACUGAGAUAACGAAUAAACCUGAAAGUUCAAAGAUUUUUUUUUUAUCAACAAUUCAAAGAAUUAUAUAAAGUCUCUUAUUAGUAGAAACGGAAAAUUUGAUUUGAGAAUGACCAAUUCGAAAUCAUAAGAAGUUAUUAACCUUUAGCUUUAUUGGUUGAGCAUUUGGUUCAAUAACUAAAAAGAUCAAACUAUGCGGAAAUAGGAAGACACAAAGUCACACAACUCAGACAGAGAAAAGUUCAGGAAGUUUCAAAAUGGGAUUGUUCUCAAACAAAAUCUCCAGAGAAGAAGUGAAGCCUGGAGAUCACAUCUACUCAUGGCGUACUGCCUACGUCUACGCUCACCACGGAAUCUACGUAGGCGAUAACAAAGUCAUACAUUUCACUCGUGGAGGUGGUCGACAAACUGAAACCGGGACCUUUUUGGACAAGUUGGUCGUUAGUUCAUCUCCUAAUUAUCCUCAGUGUCUGGUCUGCAAAGAUCAUUCCAGCUUCAACGGUGACAAGGUCAUUACCUCUUGUCUUGAUUGCUUUCUUGCUGGAGGAAAUCUCUACCUCUUUAAAUACAAUGUUUCUAGGUCUUCCUUUCUUGCCAAACCUAGAGGUGGUACUUGCACAUUAGCACCUUCAGAUCCUCCUGAGGAUGUUCUUGUCCGUGCAAAUUUCCAAUUACAUAUGGAUGGGUGGUUUGGUGAUUAUGACGUCACAGAAAACAAUUGUGAAGAUUUUGCUAUCUACUGUAAAACUGGUUUACUGGUCUGCAAGAAGAAUAGAUUUGGAACCAGUGGUCAAGUCAAUGCCGCUGCUGCAGCUUCGCUUGCUUUAGCCUUGCAUGCCUGUGGGUUAAGUAUGCUCGGAGUUGGUGUGUACUGUUACGGUCGCGUUGCUAGUGACGUAAGUAGGAAUGGUGAUGUUAUCAAGGUCCCUGCGAAGAAGCUCGUUUCCAUAUUGGAAUCGGAUCGUACUUCACCAAGAGAAGGCUGGUUGAGCAUUGCCGGUCCCAAGUUUAGGGGUGAAUGAUGAUGUUGCCUAGUCAUUAUUAAAAAAAAAAAAAAGAUGAUGAUGCCUAGUUGGUGUUGUGAGUAAAGAAUUUGCUUCUGCUUUUGUUGUUGAAUUCUAAUAAUCUACGAUCCUUCAUUAAUUCUAACCCGGUUUGUCCUAA